UCCAACCCCUCGUUUUCCCCGGACGGAGUUGGUGCCUGGAACUCCUGCGACCUUCAUCUCCGGUUGCGAUGUUGCCCUUCUCUUUGCUCUGGGCAACUCGGAUGCCCCAAGGCCUUGUGACCGCCCAUUUGACGUGGCAUUAGGGAAGAGAACUGUGGACCCUGUGCUGGCCAGCGAGCGGGGUUCCUGGCCUGGACCGGCGAGCUAAGUCUUUCCUGCGAGCUCUGAGCCAUGCAAAUGAUGCAGCUGGUCACCCUUGCUUGUAUCAGGGGUCCCAUGGCUCUGUGGGCUGGAAGGAGGUGGAAAGAGUGGGAGCACAAAAGACAAGAUCCUCUGCGAAGAUGUGGUCGGCUGGUCAGGAUGGCCAUACGGUGCCAGCACAGCGAGGCAGCCCAGACCCAGACUGGAGAAGCAACCAAGGGCUGGUCAGGCCAGGAGAGUCUAUCGGACAGUGACCCUGAGAUGUGGGAGCUGCUACGGAGAGAGAAGGACAGGCAGUGUCAUGGCCUGGAGCUCAUUGCUUCAGAGAACUUCUGCAGCCGAGCUGCGCUGGAGGCCUUGGGGUCCUGUCUGAACAACAAGUACUCGGAGGGUUAUCCUGGCAAGAGGUACUAUGGAGGAGCAGAGGUAGUGGAUGAAAUCGAGCUGCUGUGUCAGCGCCGGGCCUUGGAGGCCUUUGACCUGGAUCCUGCUCAGUGGGGAGUCAAUGUCCAGCCCUACUCGGGGUCCCCAGCCAACCUGGCUGCCUACACAGCCCUUCUGCAGCCUCAUGACCGAAUCAUGGGGCUGGACCUGCCCGAUGGGGGCCAUCUCACCCACGGCUACAUGUCUGAUGUCAAGCGGGUCUCAGCUACAUCCAUCUUCUUCGAGUCUAUGCCCUAUAAGCUGAAUCCCAAAACCGGCCUCAUUGACUAUGACCAGCUGGCACUCACUGCUCGGCUCUUCCGACCUCGACUCAUCAUAGCUGGUACCAGUGCCUAUGCUCGCCUCAUCGACUACGCCCGCAUGAGAGAUGUGUGUGAUGAGGUCAAGGCACACCUGCUGGCGGACAUGGCCCACAUCAGUGGCCUGGUGGCUGCCAAGGUGAUCCCCUCACCUUUCAAGCAUGCGGAUGUUGUCACCACCACCGCUCACAAGACCCUUCGAGGGGCCAGGUCAGGACUCAUCUUCUACCGGAAGGGGGUGCGGGCUGUGGACCCCAAGACGGGCCGGGAGAUCCCUUACACGUUUGAGGACCGAAUCAACUUUGCUGUGUUCCCGUCCCUGCAGGGGGGCCCCCACAACCAUGCCAUUGCUGCGGUGGCUGUAGCCCUAAAGCAGGCCUGCACCCCCAUGUUCCGGGAGUACUCCCUGCAGGUUCUGAAGAACGCUCGGGCCAUGGCUGAUGCCCUGCUAGAGCGAGGCUACUCGCUGGUGUCUGGUGGCACUGACAACCACCUAGUGCUGGUAGACCUGCGGCCCAAGGGUCUGGAUGGAGCUCGAGCUGAACGGGUGUUGGAACUCGUAUCCAUCACGGCCAACAAGAACACCUGUCCUGGAGAUCGAAGUGCCAUCACACCUGGGGGCCUGCGGCUGGGGGCCCCAGCCUUGACUUCUCGACAGUUCCGUGAGGAUGACUUCCGGAAAGUUGUGGGCUUUAUAGAUGAAGGCGUCAACAUCGGCUUGGAGGUGAAGAGCAAGACUGCCAGACUCCAGGAUUUCAAAUCCUUCCUGCUCAAAGACCCAGAAACAAGUCAUCGGCUGGCUGACCUCAGGCAACGGGUGGAGCAGUUUGCCAAGGCCUUCCCCAUGCCUGGUUUUGAUGAGCACUGAAGGCACCUAAGAAAUGAAGCGCACAGACUGACAUUUAUUCCUCUUCCCCCACCUGGACAAAUUAGGGGUGGGGGUAACUGCCUAUCUUCCAAUUUUUUGCUGGAGGAGGGGAAGGCCGCCCACUUAGGGGAAAAGGCGGGUAUAGUUCCCCUUCCCAGGAUUUGUAGCUGAGGAGGUUUCUUCUUGUAACAAGACUUAGAAGGAAGAGGCUUGGGGCUUUCUGCCCUAACCUCUCUCAUUAUCUCAGUGUUAUAGACUCCCUGCCCUCUCUUGGGGAGGGGGGAGUUCCCCUUGUGAGCCAGAGGAAGGAGUGGGUAGGCACCCUUCUUUCAUUUUUAUCUAAUAAAAUGCUGACCUAC
Messenger RNA from Balaenoptera acutorostrata (minke whale), 2171 nucleotides. RefSeq names its product serine hydroxymethyltransferase 2 (gene SHMT2). Gene Ontology annotation, molecular function: glycine hydroxymethyltransferase activity; pyridoxal phosphate binding; cobalt ion binding. The transcript is spliced from 13 exons. The coding region runs from base 232 to 1812 and encodes 526 amino acids. NCBI's taxonomy places the organism in Eukaryota, Metazoa, Chordata, Mammalia, Artiodactyla, Balaenopteridae. The record is from RefSeq and is a predicted model, not a curated record. Gene Ontology annotation, biological process: purine nucleobase biosynthetic process; L-serine catabolic process; tetrahydrofolate interconversion. Gene Ontology annotation, cellular component: cytoplasm; mitochondrial matrix; cytosol.